Molecule: messenger RNA, 408 nt
Organism: Bipolaris maydis ATCC 48331
Lineage: Eukaryota; Fungi; Ascomycota; Dothideomycetes; Pleosporales; Pleosporaceae
Source: RefSeq, a predicted model, not a curated record
CAACGCUGCGACUAACCCUGAAACUUUGUACAUCUACUCGCCUCUUUUUUUUGUUCUCUUUGACAGCCAUCACCCACAACCAUGGAGCAUCAACUCUCCAUAAGCAUGUUGAUCGCAAUGCUACUCCUACCACUCUCCUUUAUCUCCGCCUCCAUCGCAGACACCUCCAAAACACCGCAAAAGAAAGCAUGUGGUUGGGAACUCAUGCAGAACCUCAACAUCUCCAUAGCUAGUCUGGGCACCUUGUACGCGAAACAGACGGGCGACCGCUCCCUGUGCACCCGCCAGGAUGAUGGCUCAGAGUACUGCACUUGCAUUUAUGAGUGCGGUAAUGGUGUUUGGAGCUAUCAUCAUGACCAAAGUUGCGGAAAAUAUUGUCAUGCCGGCGUGUGUGAUGGUCAGGUCUAA